GCAGCGGUUAUCGUGUCUCAGCGUGUCGUGUGGGCUGGCUGGGAGUGAGAGAGACUCUCAGAGUGAGGCAGCCGCUCACUCUUUACCCUCCGCCGCCCUGCAGUUCACACCAUGAGGCUGUCCGCCGCUCUCCGACACGCCUGCCGGACCAGCCGGUCUGGAGCCGGCCAGGUGAGGGUGCUCAGCCCGCGGGGGAGCUCCACAGCCCGCGAGGAGAGGAGCGCGGGCUGGGCGCCGGUCAGAGGGACCCACUUCACCUCCGGCAGCAGCGGCGGGAGCUCCGCUCACUCCCUCAGCCUGCAGAGCCGCAGCCCCCGGCUCAGGGCGGAGCACCAACACGCCGCCAGGGAGAUCAUCGAGAAGAGCAGAGAGGAGCUGGCUUCUGUGCUUAAAGCCCAUCCAGCCAUUAAACCCACACUGGCCAUCAUACAGGCUGGAGAAGAUGACAUUCUGCUGGAGAUGAAUACGAUGAUGGCUGAAAAGGUUGGCCUGAAUGUGAUGCAAAUAUGUCUGCCACGCCACUGCACUGAGGAGGAGGUCAUAGAGGAGGUUCUGCGUCUAAAUGAGGACCAGAAUGUUCAUGGUGUGUUCCUGUGUCUUCCUCCAUCCAUCCUCUCCCGGAGAAUACUCAACACCAUCAAACCUGAGAAAGACGUAGAUGGGGUUUCAGAUUUGAACGUGGGGCGCCUGGUUUCUGGAGCUCUAUCAGAAGGGUUUCCCUCACCUGUAGCAGGAGCUGUGCUAGAACUGCUGUCCAGACAGGAUGCUUCACUGGCUGGGAAAAGGGCAGUGCUGGUUGGCCUAGAAGGGCCUCUGAAGGUGAUCCUCCAGUACCUCCUGCAGGAUGCUGGAAUGGAAGUGCAGACCAGCCGAUGGGCCGCAGACAAUCUACAGAAGCAGAUCAAGCAAGUCGAUGUAGUUGUGGUGAUGGGGACUGAAAACACUGAUCUGCUACCUAUCUCAGUCAAGCCAGGAGUAACAGUCAUUAACUGUGGUUCUGCCUUUAUGCCAGAGAUCUCAGCUGCUGAGGAGAGAGCGAGAGAAGCUGAAUGCUGGACUGAGAUUGGCCCGAUAAAUGCUGCCUUAAGGAUGCAGAAUGUGGUGAGGAGCAGUGUGAGAUGGGUAGAGAAUCAGCAGUAUCAGACAUGGACACUCCGCCCCCUGAAGCUCCAGCCACUGUCUCCUGUGCCUAGUGAUAUCGAGAUCUCCAGAGCUCAAACCCCAAAACCCAUAGUGCAGCUGGCUGAGGAGAUUGGCCUGCUGCCGGAGGAACUGGAGGCUUAUGGGCGCACCAAGGCCAAGGUCCGCCUCUCUCUGCUCACACGCUUGCAGAACCAGCCCAAUGGCAAAUACGUCCUGGUGGCAGGCAUCACUCCUACACCUCUUGGAGAAGGCAAAAGCACUGUGACCAUUGGUCUGGUCCAGGCACUUUCUGCUCACCUCAAGCUCAACUCCUUCGCUUGCUUGAGACAGCCGUCUCAAGGUCCCACAUUUGGAGUCAAAGGAGGGGCUGCAGGAGGGGGCUAUGCGCAAGUCAUUCCCAUGGAAGAGUUUAAUCUUCACCUCACUGGUGAUAUCCAUGCCAUAACAGCAGCCAACAACCUUGUGGCAGCAGCAGUUGAUGCCCGCAUCCUGCAUGAAGCUACACAGUCAGACAAGGCUUUAUACAACAGACUAGUGCCUUCUGUGAAUGGAGUGAGACGCUUUUCUCCCAUCCAGCUGGGCAGACUGCAGCGUCUUGGAAUCAACAAAUCUGAUCCCGGCACCCUCACGCCAGAGGAGGUCCGCUCCUUUGUCCGCCUUGACCUUGACCCAGCAAAAGUCACUUGGCAGAGAGUGGUAGACACCAACGACCGUUUCCUGCGGAAGAUCACAGUCGGCCAGGCAAACACAGAGAAAGGCCACAGCCGACAGACACAGUUUGACAUUGCAGUGGCCAGUGAGAUCAUGGCUAUCCUGGCCUUAACUGAUGGGCUGGCUGACAUGAAGUCCAGGCUUGGCCGCAUGGUAGUAGGGAGCAGUCGGAGUGGACAGCCAGUUACUGCAGAUGACCUGGGUGUGACCGGUGCUCUUGCAGUGCUGAUGAAAGAUGCCAUCAAACCCACCCUGAUGCAAACGCUGGAGGGCACACCAGUGUUUGUGCAUGCUGGACCAUUCGCCAACAUUGCCCAUGGCAACUCCUCUGUUCUGGCAGACCAACUUGCUCUUAAACUGGUUGGAGAGGACGGCUUUGUGGUAACUGAGGCAGGUUUCGGAGCUGACAUUGGUAUGGAGAAGUUCUUCAACAUCAAGUGUCGUGCUUCUGGACUAAAGCCUGAUGUUGUGGUGUUGGUUGCCACCAUCAGAGCACUGAAGAUGCAUGGAGGAGGUCCCAGUGUAACAGCAGGGGUGCCAUUGCCGAAAGAAUACAUUGAUGAGAAUCUACAGCUGGUUUCUGAGGGCUGCAGUAAUCUGAAGAAGCAGAUUGAGAUCGCCCGUCUGUUUGGAGUUCCGGUGGUGGUGGCUCUUAACGUCUUUAAGACUGACACAGAGGCGGAGGUUGACCUUGUGUGCCGCAUCGCAGAGGCUUCUGGGGCAUCAGCUGCUGUGCCGUGUCAUCACUGGACCCGCGGUGGGCGGGGCUCUGUGGAGCUGGCUCGCGCUGUCAAGGAAACUGCAGCACAGGAGAAUGAUUUUCACUUCCUCUACAGCUUGCAGACGCCUAUAGUGGAGAAAAUUCGCACAAUCGCACAGAAGGUUUAUGGAGCCGACGACAUUGAGUUGUCGCCUGAAGCCCAAGCUAAGAUUGAAUAUUACAAUCAACAGGGCUUUGACACCCUGCCGGUUUGCAUGGCCAAGACCCACUUGUCACUCUCUCACAUGCCUGACAAGAAGGGUGUGCCCACUGGUUUCAUUCUGCCAAUCAGAGAUGUCCGAGCCAGCAUUGGGGCGGGGUUUAUCUACCCACUGGUUGGAACAAUGAGCACCAUGCCAGGCCUGCCCACGAGACCCUGUUUCUAUGACAUCGACCUUGAUCCAAAUACCGAGGAGAUAACCGGGCUGUUCUGAGCUUCCUGGCAGAAAGAUUCAGAAAGUCACGUCGUCAAAUUUCGUCCAGGCAGACAGUUCAAGUGACUUCUAUUAAACCUACAGCCUUCAGCCCUAUGGCACCAUAUACCAAUUCCCUAUCAGAUGAAUCAGAAGAGCUUUUUUUUGCAUUCAUGAUGCACACAUUGUUUGGAAACCAAUUAUGCGCACAAUGAAAUGAAGAUUAAUUUAAAAUCUUUUUAUUAUUUUUUUGACCAAACUUUUACUAUGUAUGCGAGAAAAUAGUUAACUCCAGUUAAUGCAAUUUAAGUUUUAUCAACUUUUUUUAAGUUCUUUUUUAAGUUCUGUUAGUAAGUUUUCUGUGAACAGUCUGAAUGUUACUGUAGAAGAGUAAUUAUAGUGUUAUUGUUUAUGAUUUUUGAAAUGUAAGAAAUGUUCAUUCUUACCGGGCAAAGCAUUUCAGUUUACCGUAUUUUUCGGACUAUAAGGCGCACUUAAAAACUUUUAAUUUUCACAAAAAUUGACAGUGCGUCUUAUAAUACGGUGCGCCUUUUGUAUGGAUUUUACUCGUCAGGUUGUAAGGAGCAGUAAACACACACUCCGUGCAGCGUUAUACAGAGUUUUAGUGCUAUACAGAGUCCAGAGCCGUGCAGCUCCGAGGCUGAGCAGCAAUAGCAUUAGCUAGAUGCUAACCGCUAAGCUAGCUAGCUUAUUCACUGAGAUCAGUAUUAUCUAAAUUUUACUCGUCAGGUUGUAAGGAGCAGUAAACACACACUCCGUGCAGCGUUAUACAGAGUUUCAGUGCUAUACAGAGUCCAGAGCCGUGCCGCUCCGAGGCUGGAGCAGCAAUAGCAUUAGCUAGAUGCUAACCGCUUAGCUAGCUAGCUUUUUCACUGUUCAGAGAUCAGUAUUUUCUAAAUUUAGCACUUUUAAUACUGCUGGAGCAGUAUUAUUAGAGUUAGAUGCUAAUCGCUAAGCAUUCACCGUUCAGAGGUGAGUUAUCGGCCUGUAAGUCUGUGCUGCUUUGCCUGGCUAGCAUUAGCUAGAUGCUAAGCGCUAACUCUCUCAGAGGUGAGUUUUAUCAGCCUGUAACCUUAAUCUGUUUGUUUACCGUGUUAAAACAAGCUACGGGGGACGAAUCGCUAGCUAAUAUCUCACUGUCUUACCAGAACACGCAGGAUUACUCAGUGUAACGCUGUCGUUUAAGUUUGGGUUAACUUUACUAGUUUAGGUGACUAGCUAGCGUGCUAGCGGAUAGCUAUGCUAACGCUGGUGCAGCAAGCCUUAGUGGACAUCUGGAAAUCUAAGCUUACUGUAAAUAAACUGAAGCACGUUACUCACCCAAAUAAACAGUUUUCAGGAGAGGAAUCUGUGUAGAUUAAUAUCCAGCACUCGUUUGACUUUGAAAGAGCUAGAUUUAUAUAUACUGAGACGCUCCACCGGCAAGCGACCACCCCCGGUGGGGGAAGGGAAACAUGGCGCCACCCCUGUUCACUUUGAUAUAGGCACCCUUUCUAGUGUCACUUAACGCGCCUUAUAAUGCGAUGCGCCCUAUGUAUGGAAAAAUAGCAGAAAAUAGGCGUUCUUUGAUAGUGCGUCUUAUAAUACGGUGCGCCUUAUAGUCCGAAAAAUACGGUAAUUCAUAGUGUCAAGAUCUAAUUUUAUCCUCAGCCUUUUGAAAACUGCCAAUUCUCUGUAUUUUUAUAUAACUUAGCAUUAACCAGUUGUUUUUUUAUGUUGUUAUGUUUUUUCUUCCUGUGAACUGUAUUACGCACAAUGCCUCACAGGCAAGUCUUUACACUUCCUAACAGCAGUGCCAAAAUAAUUGAUAUCUUAAUAUCUUAAUCGCUGUGUGAACUAUGUUUAUUAAUAAACAAAUAAAGUUGACUAAAGAGUUGCUUUUAUUUACCCCUCAA
Molecule: messenger RNA, 4943 nt
Organism: Astyanax mexicanus (Mexican tetra)
Lineage: Eukaryota; Metazoa; Chordata; Actinopteri; Characiformes; Acestrorhamphidae
Gene: mthfd1l
Product: methylenetetrahydrofolate dehydrogenase (NADP+ dependent) 1 like
Exons: 28
Coding region: 112-3048 (978 amino acids)
Biological process (GO): tetrahydrofolate interconversion
Cellular component (GO): cytosol
Molecular function (GO): ATP binding; methenyltetrahydrofolate cyclohydrolase activity; methylenetetrahydrofolate dehydrogenase (NADP+) activity
Source: RefSeq, a predicted model, not a curated record